Austrofundulus limnaeus is the source of this 1477-nucleotide messenger RNA. RefSeq lists its product as uncharacterized. Lineage: Eukaryota; Metazoa; Chordata; Actinopteri; Cyprinodontiformes; Rivulidae. The record is from RefSeq and is a predicted model, not a curated record. The transcript has 3 exons. The coding region runs from base 46 to 1347 and encodes 433 amino acids.
UCUCUCUCUCUCUCUCUCUCUCUCUCUCAUCCCUCUCUUUUGCAGAUGUUCCGUGUCUUCUCUGGAUCCUGGACCCUGUCAGAACCACAGGAGGAAGACUGGUUUAAGUUCAGGAGGAACAAAGUCCAGCUUGUCUUCAGCUCCGCCGCUGUUCAGAAAAUGAGCAGUUCUCUGGAACAAGUCGUGGCCCAGAAGAAAGAGGCCAUCGAGGCGCUGAUGGACAUGUUUGAGAGGGGGGCCGAGGUGCUGGCGAGCGCCGUGGGUGAGCUCUUCCCCCUGUGUGAGGCGGCCGCCCCGGUUCUCCGGCUGGCCUUGGACAACGUGCAGAGCAAAGAGGUGUUCUACGUCAAGGAGCAGUUCCUGACGGUCAGGAACAAGCUGGACGUCCUCUCCGGUCAGCUGGAGGACAUCGACUGCGAGAUCAAGAAGGGACGGCUGGACUCGCACUACUUCUCCGUGGAAGAGAACAUCAGGAACCAGUUCCGGAAGUACAUGGACAUCCUGGAGGCCAAGCCGCAGUUCAGGGAGGUGAAGACAAAGCUUUUCUUGGAGCACUUUGCCAAAACUGGAGGGGAGAAGAACCUGUGUGUGCUCUACGACGCUCUGAUGGGAACGAACAGCUUCGGAGAAGCAGUUUUAGACGUGGUGGAAAGGUACGUGGCGAGGAACCGCCGGCUCCUGGAGGAUUUCUGUGUCCGGAUGAAGGAGCUCUUCUGCCUGGGCCUGAUCGCCUUGCUGGGACACUGCGCCCUGACCCUGCAGAGCCAGGAGGAAGAGCAGGACAAGAUCCAAGAGUGGAGCAGCAAAAUACAAGAAGUGGAGUCCAGGAUGAAGACCACCAUCGACUCCUGCGUCGCUGCGUUCCCAGAACAAGCCAAGCUAGACGUGCAGCACCUCCUGCAGGAGAAAGAGGAGGAGAGUCUGCAGGACACGAGCCAGCAGGUCCUCCAGCUCCUGGUGAAGAAAUACGACUGGGUGUGCUGGUCGGUGCGCCUCAUCAACCACUCGGGCAGCGCCUACAGGAACCUCCGAGCAGGGAAGCACUUCCAUCACGUGGCCGGUCAGAACUGGUUCGAGGUGCUGCAGGUGAACAACAUCAACCUGGUGGUGUCGUACAGCACCAAGCCCCAGCCGGUGCCUCGGGACCGCCUCCUGCAGCUGAUGGAGGCGCAGGGGAGGCGGGGCAACGCUCCGGAGGUGGUGGAGGUGUUGGAGAAGCAGCUGUGCGGCUUCGUCGUGCACGCCGUCAGUCGUCACAAAGAGUCGGCGGCAGCCUGGAGUUUUCCGGAGGAGUGCCACUACUGGGAACGCCACAAGAACGUGGCGGUGUGUGUGCACUCUGAGUAAAGCUGCAGGGGGCGGGGCUUAAACAAGAAGGUCUCAGCUGCAGCUUAACUUAAGCUGAAUCCCAUUUCAUCCACUUCCUGCAGUUUGUGUGUUUAUAUCAAAUAAAGAUGUUCCAGAUUGUGAUAAUAUA